AUGUUUCUCAACAUACACUCGAUAAGUACUGUUUGUAAAAAGUUAUGGAAUCUUCUGGUCGUGCUGGUUAUCAUGGAAAACAUGUGCGUGGAUCCCAGAUUGAGGAGCAAUCGAGCCGAAGCAGCUAGUUCGACUGACGAAUGCCAAGUGACACCGGUGAUACAUGUGCUUCAAUACCCGGGCUGCGUACCGAAGCCCAUACCGAGCUUCGCUUGCAUUGGACGGUGCUCGUCGUACUUGCAGGUGUCUGGCAGUAAAAUAUGGCAAAUGGAAAGGUCCUGCAUGUGCUGUCAGGAGUCCGGUGAAAGGGAGGCUUCGGUGUCGCUGUUUUGCCCGAAAGCGAAGCCAGGAGAACGGAAAUUCAUAAAGGUAACUACAAAGGCGCCAUUGGAGUGCAUGUGCAGACCUUGCACCGGAGUAGAAGAGAGCGCCGUGAUUCCCCAAGAAAUCGCCGGUUACUCGGACGAAACGCCGCUCUCCGGGCAUUUCCUAAAAUCCCACCAGCUCUAAAUCGAUAUAGAAAAAAAUCUACCAGAUGAAUAAAAUUGUAAUCGACUUGAUUAGAUGAUUUUUUAUUGUU
This is a messenger RNA of Phyllotreta striolata, 580 nucleotides long. The record is from the annotation of a GenBank genome assembly. Lineage: Eukaryota; Metazoa; Arthropoda; Insecta; Coleoptera; Chrysomelidae.